AUGCUUUCUCCCUGGCAGGCGGGGGCCCGCCAUGCCCUCCGCUCCUUCUCCACCUCUGCGUCCGCACGCGCCGGCAUCGUCUCCAACAUCGGCAAGCAGCCCAUCACCAUCCCCCCCUCCGUCACCCUCUCUUCCUCCCCGUCCGAGGUGCUCGUCAGGGGCCCGCUCGGCGAGACGUCCGUGCCCCUCAUGCCCUUCCUCAAGCUCGCCGACUCCCAGCCAAACACGCUCUCUGUCUCGGUCGAGAACCCGAAGGAGCGCAAGCAGCGCUCCAUGUGGGGCCUCACGCGCACGCUCAUCCAGAACGCCAUCAUCGGCAUGACCGAGGGCUUCACCACGCCCGUCUACCUCGUCGGCGUCGGCUACCGUGCGGCGCUGGAGCCGGACCCGCGGGGCGCAGGCGAGGGUCGCAGCGGGCAGCGGCUGAACAUGAAGCUCGGGUUCUCGCACUCGGUGUUCGUGUCGAUCCCGGACCACAUCAAAGCCGAGGUCCCGCUGCCCACGAAAAUUGUGCUGAGCUGCACGGACAAGCACAAGCUCGGCCUGUUCGCGGCGCAGAUCAGGGCGUGGAGGCCGCCAGAGCCGUACAAGGGCAAGGGUAUCAUUGUGGGGAACGAGCGGAUCAGGAUGAAGACCGUGAAGAAGAAGUAGACGUGGGCGUGGUCGCGCUCUGCUUUGGUUAUGUUACUCGAUUCCGUAAUGUGCAUGCUAUGAUUCUCACCUCGCGGUGCCAGUCGUCUGCCCGUGUCAUCCAAUCUCAGAAAACUGCGUUCGUUC
Dichomitus squalens LYAD-421 SS1 is the source of this 777-nucleotide messenger RNA. RefSeq names its product ribosomal protein L6. The transcript is spliced from 2 exons. The coding region runs from base 1 to 651 and encodes 216 amino acids. Lineage: Eukaryota; Fungi; Basidiomycota; Agaricomycetes; Polyporales; Polyporaceae. The record is from RefSeq and is a predicted model, not a curated record. Gene Ontology annotation, biological process: translation. Gene Ontology annotation, molecular function: rRNA binding; structural constituent of ribosome. Gene Ontology annotation, cellular component: mitochondrial large ribosomal subunit; ribosome.